AUGAAGGAAUUCAAUAUUUUAAAAAAAAUUAUAUUUUUUUCGAUUUUUGUUUAUUCUUUGGAACAUACUAAAAAUGUUUUAUGUGAUUCAAGCGCAGGAAAUAUUGUACCCAUCCAAUCAGACUUAUUAAAUUUUAAAAUUAGUAAAUCACCAAAAAAAUCAUAUUAUUUUCUCGAUUUGAUAAAUUCUUAUGAUUCAAUUAUAAAUUUUGCAGCUAAGGCAUAUGAUAAUAAUGAAGAUUGCGGAGAAACAAAAGGUAUUGAAGGAAAUAGGAAGUCAAUUGAAAACCUAAAUAAAUUUAAUAUAUUUAACAUUGGGGAGGGAACAAUUAUUGAAUCGGAAUGUUCAAAAAGUGAUAUUUCGAGAAAAUCAAUAAAAGUGAAUAAAAAUAAUGAUGAUAAUAAAAAUAAAGAUAAAAAAUCAUCACAAAAAAAAUCCGGUAAUAACUGCAAAAAAAAGACAAAUUUACUUACAAUUAUUCUAUCAAAACUUUAUAAACGCAAACAUUGA
Molecule: messenger RNA, 510 nt
Organism: Plasmodium berghei ANKA
Lineage: Eukaryota; Apicomplexa; Aconoidasida; Haemosporida; Plasmodiidae
Product: fam-b protein
Exons: 2
Coding region: 1-510 (169 amino acids)
Source: RefSeq, a predicted model, not a curated record